AUGGUUUCGUUUGACGCCUGCGUUUGGCCCAGCAAUUCUGCUUUGGUGACGCAGGGCUUGCAGACUGCGAUUUCGCUGUUGUCCAUGAGCCAACGAAAUGGCAUGCAUCUCCAGAUGCCAUUGUCCCAGGCCCAAACAAAAAUUGAGCCUGUUCUCAAGCACAGAAGGUUGCUGGAAGAUACGCUAGUGGCAGGUGGCAUGGACAUUUCCUGCUAUGUCACCUUGAGCUUCGACAAAACGCAGUGCCACGCUGGCGACAAGCGUAAAGGCUCCCACCCCUGCUUGUUCGUGUCAGCCAGCAGCGAGAACAACGAGUGGUCUGAAAGCGCAGCUGCUCAAACCGGCUCCAUUGGACCAGUCCCACUCAUUCGGAUGAACGAAAUGAUCGGAUAUGACCCGGACUUGAAAUGGGGACCUGCGUUGCGAAUUGGGAUCAAGGUUCACACAGAGAUCGUGAAUCAGUACUUGAAGGGCAUGGAUUUCAACGAUGAAGAUGUAGUAGUGUGGGCCGACAUCAUGCCAAACAGGCAUGCGGAGUUUGCCCGUGCGAUCCUUGGCAGGCAGCUGGAAGGCAACAGUCGCCGACCUCCUAUCCAUUACGUUGGAUGCCUCCGUGAGCCUGAUCAAGCAGAUGUCGCCACGGCUUUGGAAGCCAUGGUUUACGAGCACUGGAACAACUCCCCGACUUCACCUCCCAAAUCCCGGCCAUCCGAACCUGUCCCAGAGCCAUCGCUGUCAAUCCUCGCUUGGUCAGAUCAGAGUCCAUUGUUUCCAGAGUCCUUGUUGCAGAAAUUUGGGCCGGGCAAUCCAGCACACCAGGAAAUCCUGGCCAUGCAGGCUUCGUUGACCGCCGAGUUCCCGAACGCAACAGUGGCACGAAAACAAUCGCAGGGUUCCAACACGGUCUCAGUUCGCGGGGCCAGGGGUGCGAGUGGCAGGCCUGAUUACACGGUUGAUGGUGGAGCCAAGCCGCUCAACUUCGAGAGGACGAUAGAGAUGACGGAUCACAUCCCUGUCGAUUCCUUUACAGUUGAGAGGAAAGCUUAUGCUCCGGGUGGCCGUGGAAAACCUGCCGUGAUUGUUGGGGAAGACUUUUCCUUCUGGCUUGGGAACGAGACGAGUGAGGAGCUCUCGCUUGUGGCGUGUGAGAUUUGCGGAUUCAACGUUGGUCAAUUCGAGGAACGGCCAGUCGUGGGAUUGGGGGAAGCAGAGAAGAACGGCAUCCCGUUCAGGUUUGCUUCGGACCUUGCUUUGGUUUCGCACGAGAAGAAACUCAUGAGCAUUGCAGAGUAUGCCCGCGUGUGCAGCACAGUGCACGGAGCUGGUGAUGAUGGGGAAGCCUUGCCAGUGCCCUACAGGCAGCACAAGCUUUCGACCAUUGGAGCAGCCUUUGUGGGUCACAUGCCGAAAGUGCCAAAGAACAAUGUCGCGAGCAUCAUUUGGGAGGUCCAGGACCUGAAGAAGCUUCAGGCGGAUCAUCAGCAAAUUCUGUGCCUGCACCUGCGGGCCCUGUUGAGCCUUCGCGUGGUCGUGAAUCUUCAGAAGCUCACCCACAAGGCGAGUGGAGCGGACCCAAGGCAAUUGGCCGACAGCACCUUCUACGUGGUGAUUCUGUGGAGUUCGUUCGCGAUGCAAUGGCCAGAUCCUCAUGUAGCCACUACUGAGGUUCCGAAUGAGGCGGUAGCCGAUGGUGAGACUGCUGAGCCUGUUGAAUGCGAGGUGCCGCCAGUCCCCGGUCUCACUGAUGUGGAAGACCCUGAAGAGGAAGAGCCUCGCGCAGAAGACCACGCCGUAGAGGAUGAAGAAGAUGCGCUGAUCGCCUGCCUAUAUCAGGCCUUCACACAGGAUUUUGCCGAACAGCUGCCGGACCAUGGCUCCCGUCGUGCCUACCACAUCUCAGCAGGUCCAGGUCGUGGAAAAUCUUCGCUAGCGAUUCGGGUGCUGCGGCAAUUUGUUUUGCUUUUAUUUGCACUUGGCCUUCUGUCCAUCGUUGUGCGCAUGUACAUGACUACCCUCUUGUUAUUCACGGUCUUGAUUGCUUGCGGUCAUACGGUACAUCCAUCCGUCCGCAAAGGAGUUCCUGGCACGGCGCAUGCCGAUACCUCCUCGCAACACCUACCAAAAGUACUGCGAGAUGAGUUAGCCGCAAAGAUCGGCCAAGCAGGUCUUCGAAUAGGUCAGGACAAAGACCACUAUGACCUCCUCUAUGCGCAAACGAUCGAGAUGCUGGAGCAGCAGCACCCAGACCUUCUGCGUAACAUCGAAGACCUGGAAGCCACGCUGGAGACAAGGAGAGAUAAGGUGUUGAACUGGUUGGAGGAAAGUACAAUUAAAAUAGACAUGGUUCCAGGAGAAGCACCUUGGCAGCUAGGCAAACACUCACGUCACCUACACACCUUGAAACAACAGAUGAGCAAAUCAGCAUUCGAGCUUGUGCCGGACGUCACGAACGAGGAGAUCAUUUCACUGUGUCUGUCCGCCAAGCAUGAAGUGCGCAAUUGUAGAGGAUAUUCACCCAACCAAUGGGCUUUUGGACAGAACUCUGAAAGAGUCUUUUCCUUUUUGGAUAUGUACCGCAACCUUCCGAGCAUGAACGAAAGCCAUCCCUCUUUUGAAGAAAACAUUGAGAAGGUGGCUAAAGCUCGAGAGAUUUUCAUUCAAUGUGACAGUGCAAAGCGCAUCAAACGAGCCGCAUUGCACCAGAGUCGUAGAAAUCAGCACUUUGAAGUGGGAACCCUCGUCUUCUACUACCGAAAAGGUAGAGGAAAGGGGGAACGGCCUCGAGGACAAUGGUAUGGACCCGGACGCGUUGUGUGUAUUGAGAAAACGACGGAGAGCGAAAGGGGUCGAGAAGGUUCAAUUGUUUGGAUCACGCAUGGAACUAGGCUGCUUAGAUGUGCACCUGAACAACUUCAAAGAGUAUCUAGAGAUUUGAAUGCGAUUGAUUUUGAGUUGAGAGAAAGCAACCAGCUUGAAGACUUGAUCAAAACGAAGAAACAAUACUUUGAUUUGAGAAACGAAGCUCCGGAUCUUGAAGUUGAAGUGCAUGAACGUGACGACCUUGCUUGGCGCGUAGAUCCUCAUCACCUUGAGUUUGAACAUGAUACUUCUCGUGGCCCGGAUCAAGCCUUGAAGAGACAGAAGCUCCUUGGGAAACAAUCGGUUGACCCUCGUGUGCUCGAUAGCAUUCAUGUCGAACCGGUCCGUGAAUCUCGACCUGAUGAAGAACUCCAGGACCUGAGCCUUACCAUCGGCAAGCACAAAGGGGAGAAGUUCCUCGACGUGUGGGAGAAAGACUACUCCUACGUGAAGUGGACGGUGGCCCAUGUGAACCCCACAGAGGGAUGGAAUCAUUGGCUCCAUUUCGUCGACCUGAUGGCCGAGAAGAUGAUGAAAGAGCAAGGAUCAGGGAGUCGAAAGACAACCAAAGCCGGAAAAGAGACGAAGACCGAAGGCUACAAGACCCCGAAGCCAAAAGAUUUCGCAAAAGCCAAAGCUCAGGCAUCCUCGAGCCUGAGUCGAACCCCUCCACCAAGUCACUUGGAAGAAAUCUUGUUUAACGCUCAGGAAACUAAGUGUAAUGGUGUGGAAAUCAUUUUGAAUUUGAGUGCUCGAGAUGUUCACCUCGAUCAUCGUGGCAAGGGUUGCUGGGUUGUGAACGCUAAAGCUAAGAGAGGAGCCGAAAUCCAGUUUAAACAAUUGUCUGAAAAGGAGAAACAGGAAUUCCUUCAGGCCAAAAAGAAGGAAGUUGAUAGCUAUAUUGAAAACAUGGCUGUUUCAAUUGCUCACUCUCAAGGGGGUGAUCCCCGUCGGAUUCUUGGAAUGCGAUGGGUUUUGGUUUGGAAAAACAUCACAGACGAAGACGGUGUGGUGACAGGUCAGAAGGCCAAGGCACGCUUGAUUGUCAAGGGUUUUGAAGACCCUGAUUUGCUCAAAGUUCCGAGGGACGCUCCCACACUUUCAGUGUUAGGAAGAAAUCUCAUUUUGAGCAUUUGUUCCAUGAGAAACUGGAAGUUAUCUUUAGGGGACAUCGAAACUGCCUUCUUGAAUUCCGAUCCCACUGAAGAGAGCAGGGAAAUCUAUAGUGACCCACCUAAGGACGUGAAAGACAUGUUGGGCAUGAAUGAAAAACAACUGUUCAGGAUUCGAAAGGCCCUUUAUGGACUUUUAAAUGUGCCUCGUAGGUGGAUGGAAAAACUAUCUCAGGAACUCAGGAAACUAGGUUGGAUUCCAUGCGCCCUGGACAAUUGCGUGUGGCGUCUUUUUGAUGGAGAUCGGCUGACCGGUGUCCUGGGCAUCCACAUGGACGACGUGGUAUGUGGUGGCGAAGGACACGUGUAUGAUGAAAGUAUAAAGAGAUUGCAAGCCGUUUUUCCUUUUGGCUCUUGGAAAGAACCCAACAAAGAAAAGGUUGUUUUCUGUGGGUGCGAACUGAGUCAAGAUCAAAACGGGAUUCAAUUGAAACAAGAAAGAUAUGCACUUGGGAUCAAUGAAAUCAAUCUUAGCAAAGAACGAAAGCAAUCUCUAGAAGAUGAUGCUAGUCCAGAUGAGAAGAAGGCUCUUCGAGGACUUUUGGGCAGAGAACCUCCACCAUGGAAGAAGAGAGCCACCCGCGGCAAGGGAGCCAAGCGUGAUCCAACCGGACGUGUGCUGGCUGGACCGACUGUUGUCCCUCUCAAUGCCCCAGAGGAAUACGAUCAGAUGGAAGAAGAACGAGAGCAGAGGGAUGACGAACGUCAAGAACAACAUCUGAGAGCCGCCGCUUUUCUCCAUUCGGGUGCUGCAUCAAACUACACCCCUUCUGUGCCAGAACAUCUAAUUGAUGAAGGAUCUGGCAAACGUCCGGACCCCACUGGGGAAGAGCCAGGAGAAGAGGAAAAGGAUUCGGAUGUGGUGAUCGAGCGAGGAUUCCAGGCCUCGUGA
Durusdinium trenchii is the source of this 4923-nucleotide messenger RNA. The record is from the annotation of a GenBank genome assembly. Lineage: Eukaryota; Dinophyceae; Suessiales; Symbiodiniaceae.